GGGCUGAUUUAUAUUUUAGGCAUGCUCAAAACAUCACUUAGUAAUAAUUAAUAAAUGCUUCUCCUCCCUUCCUCGUAAUCCAUCACACAUGAAUCUUUUUUCUUGAAAGCUAAAAGAGGAAGGAAAACCGACACCACUUCCUUUCAUCCCCUCAGUGCAUGAAUAUACAAGUACAACUUCAAAACCGGACGCCAACGUUUUCACUGGCUCGCCUCUGAGGCUGAUUACUAACACAUUUUGAGGGAAAAGCUGCAGACUUGAUCAACACAGGCUGAACAGACAUGGAAGCUGCAGUUGGACUGUUGCUGGUGUUGCUUAGAGUCUCUCAUGGUGUGGAAACACACUGUGAUGGCAGACGGGAUGGAGCUCAGUGUUAUGGACCUUUGGGAGGAACUGUGAACAUCCAGCUGAUGGACAACACCUCAGAAAUACCUAAAUACGAAUUUUUAAAAGAAUCAUUAAAAAUACUAGCUGUGAGAAAUAAUGAGGUUAUUUCUAAUACCAUAAGAGAGAGAGCCCUUUUUAACAGUAGAGGAACAUUUAGGAUCAAUAACCUGAGCAGCACAGACAGUGGUAAAUAUACCCUUGAAACCUUUGAUUCAGAUGGAAGAUUCUCAGGCAGGUGGACUUUACGGUUGUUCAUUCAAGCUCCUGUGUCCUCUGUCCUGCUGGUCUCUGAGUGUCUGUCUCAGGGAGAGAGAAGGGUGUCCUGCUCCUCUGAGGGAGGGGACAGUCCUCAGUACAGCUGGACUCUGGAUGGACGCACACUGACAGAUGCUGAGCUCCUUUCUGGAAAUAAUAAGACUAACAACAUCACUCUGAAACAGCACGUCUCAGGACAUCUGGUCUGCUCAGUCAGGAACGACGUCAGUGAUGUCCCCAAAGAAGAGAUGAUAUCUACCUGUGGCUUUAUUUUCAUUAACUGUACUUCAGUCAAUGGGACACAGAUAUCAGGGUGGGUGUAUGAAGCUAAUAACACCCUGUGUACUCAACCAAAACAGACUUCGAUGGGUAAGGACUAUGGAACUACCAUCAGUGAUGAACCAUGGUACAUUAGGAAUUUGCCACUGAUAGGUGGUGUUCUCUCAGUGCUGGUAAUUUUCUUGGUUGUUGGUGUAGCAGUCAUAUGUGCUCGGAGGAAAAAGCAAAACAGCAAACCUACAAAAAAGGAGGAAGAAGAUGACCAGGAAGUCUUUCCUGAUGCCAAGUUUGUCAAAAGGCAGGCAAACCAAGCUGAGAAAAAAGUGGAGGUGGAGUAUGGCCAAGUCAAGUCUGCAAAGCGACCUCGGAAGCCUAAACCAACAGGAACUGAUUGUGUGUAUGCUAACGUCCAUAAAGUCAGGUGAUGAAGUGCUCAGUGCUUUUAGACAGACAGCUCCACUGAAGGUAGUUGGAGUAAGGCGCUGAUGUUAAGAUAUUCCUAAAGGUCCUUGAUUUAAUGUAAUUUCCCAGCAUAAAAAUACAAACCAUAUCUUAUAAAUGUUAAUUUACUGGCUUAUUUAACUUUUAAUGCACUGCUGUAUUAUAUCAGGUUAUUAACACAUCUGUUGUUAUAUGACCUCUUGAUUUAAUUACAAAACACUGAGUGUUUUCUGCAUCUGUACUCUGUGGAAGCCAU
Oreochromis niloticus (Nile tilapia) is the source of this 1618-nucleotide messenger RNA. RefSeq lists its product as uncharacterized. The transcript is spliced from 7 exons. Gene Ontology annotation, cellular component: membrane. Lineage: Eukaryota; Metazoa; Chordata; Actinopteri; Cichliformes; Cichlidae. The record is from RefSeq and is a predicted model, not a curated record. Bases 282 to 1346 code for a protein of 354 amino acids.